This is a messenger RNA of Fomitopsis serialis, 1084 nucleotides long. RefSeq lists its product as uncharacterized. The transcript has a single exon. NCBI's taxonomy places the organism in Eukaryota, Fungi, Basidiomycota, Agaricomycetes, Polyporales, Fomitopsidaceae. Bases 175 to 999 code for a protein of 274 amino acids. The record is from RefSeq and is a predicted model, not a curated record.
CGCGUUGCAAGCCGUACACGGCCGCACUCACUCACUGCGGCGAUCUCAAGGCAUCGACUCACGGCGACAUGACCCGGACGACCUCACGAGUCUCCCUCUCGGAGUGACUGUCACUGAGCCCGCCCCGCUGCCCGCGCGUGACCAUGCGGCUCUGUGCUGACCACGUCGGUGACCAUGUCGGAGACAGAGGGAGGAUGGGAGACAACAGCAGAGUCAGGCCAACGAGCAAGAAAGCGAGCGAAGACACGCACCCGGGAUAAUCAUAAGUCGAGAUGGAUGCCCUUCGAUCAUAGACCAACCGACGCUGUCCAGGUCGUAGGGAAGCAUGAGUCCGACGAAGAUGCGAUACCGUCCAAGACACAUACCACGAUCACGACCGGGGGGCAGGACGGCGUGAAGGGCCUCGGUUCGCGCGUGCGUUCCGUGGCUUCUGCACACAAGUCAGCGUACACGGACAGACACGAUACGCGUCCCGGGAACACCGAAGACGAGCGAGGACCGCGGCGAUCAUGCCCGCCGCCAAUCGUACACAUGUGCAUUUCACUGUCCAAGACAACGGGCAUGCCGAGGUGCCAUCGGGGCGAGAGGGGACAGAACCACGCAUGCGGACACUUACGCAGACCGCGAGAGCGAGUGCCCCGCUCCGCCGUGGAGACGGCCCAGUGCACAUCUGGACACCCGAGAUGUAUCGACUGUGCCCGAGCGGACUGCCACACGGUACGUAGUCGUCAUGCUCGGGCUCUUGCACGAUCGCUCCAUGCGUGUCGCUUUUCGGAACUCGCGAGCUGCAGGCCUCACGCGACAACCGUUGUGUCCGGUCUACCGGCGGCGACGUGGGCGGGGAUAUCUCGCCCGGAACGCUGCUCAAGGCAGCACGAGGCUCAGCGGCGCCAGGCAGAUGAGCGGCGAAGCCGCGAUCUGCAGGUCGUGCGCAUCCAGAACACGACCAGCUGCACAGAUCAUGAACUGGUACAGUGGACGCACGGCUGGACGCGCUGACGUAGUAAAGGUAGCGUACGAAAGCAAUAUCUACUACUGUACGAACGAAAAUAUAUUUUGCUGAGCUGAAACCGUCAGUACUCCU